UUUCAUGUACCAACACCACCUGUCCCUUUUGUUUCCUUGACUUCCUUAAUUGUGGACUCAGUAUUAAUAGGGCGGAUCACUUUGUACUCUCACAGCCUCUCCAAGCCUUCAACAAUGGCGGACAAGGUGUACACGAUAGUACUCCAUGUUGAUCUUGGCUGCCCACGCUGUCACAAGAAGAUCAAGAAAACCCUCUCCAAAUACCGAGAGAGAUAUCAAAUACAGGAGGAGAAAUUCGAUGAGAAACAGAACACAGUCACCCUCAGUGGACCCUUCUGCCCCAACAAACUCGCUAAGAAGCUCUGUUGCAAAGCUGGAGAAUCCAUUAAGUGCAUCAAAAUCCUCGACAAAAAGCCUCCAGAGUCGCCGCCACCGCCACCGCCUAAACCAAAACCAAAACCCACCAAACCAGAGGCGGAUCCACCCAAACCUCCCCCUGCUCCGAAACCUGACCCAGCCCCGACCCCUGCACCUAAACCGGUCAAACCAACAACUCCACCCAAAACACCCGAUCCUCCACCAAAAAAACCAGACCCUGUACCGCAACCUGUUUGUCAGCCGGUAUAUCCACCGGUCCAUCCGAUGGGGGUUUGUUGUAGACCAUGUUAUGAGGGGUAUGGAGGAGGACCAUGUCAACAAGGUUAUGGAUAUUAUGGAUACUAUGGGUAUGGGAGGCCGAGUUACAUAAGCCCCUGCUGCAGAUACUUCAGUGAAGAGGAACCUACUUCAUGCGCCAUCAUGUGAUGCUUGAUCGGUCUAACCUUUUCUGGUUCAAUUUCCAAAACUGGACCAGAUGGUUGGUUCGAGUUAUGCCGGUCGGUUUAGAGUAAGUGUUGGGUAAGGUGGGAUAAUUGGAUUUUCUGUUUUUAAUCUCUUCAUUCUUACUUAAGAAGAGCUAUAGCUAUGCAAAGAGAGGGGGAGGGGUUUAUAGUGAAUAGAAAUUGUAAUUUGAUGAAUAAAAGUGGAUUCAUAUCUGAUCAUAAGUCA
Macadamia integrifolia is the source of this 987-nucleotide messenger RNA. Its product is annotated as protein PYRICULARIA ORYZAE RESISTANCE 21-like. The record is from RefSeq and is a predicted model, not a curated record. The transcript is spliced from 3 exons. Gene Ontology annotation, biological process: regulation of defense response to fungus. NCBI's taxonomy places the organism in Eukaryota, Viridiplantae, Streptophyta, Magnoliopsida, Proteales, Proteaceae. The coding region runs from base 115 to 744 and encodes 209 amino acids.